UUGUUACCAUGAAGCAGUCUAUCACCUUGAUCCUGCCCCUUCUCCUGCCCCUCAUCAGUGCACAGAUACCUCACUGGGGGCCAUGUCCAGAACCUCCUGUGCAAACUGCCUUCAGUAUGAAAAAGUUCUUGGGCAGGUGGUAUGAGGUUGCAAAACUACCGGCUCAGUUUGAGAAAGGGAGGUGCAUUGAGUCCAACUUCACCAUGAAAGCGGAUGGGAGUGUCCGUGUGGUCGCCUCAGAGAUACUAAAAGGUGAACUGAGAACCAUUGAGGGGAAUGCUGUGGUUCAGGACAUGAGGGAACCUGCCAAGCUUGGCAUCAGCUUCUCCUUUGUGCUGCCCUACACGCCAUACUGGAUCCUGUCCACUGACUACGACAACACAGCGCUGGUCUACUCCUGCACUGACGUCCUGAGGCUGUUCCACGUGGACUUCGCCUGGAUCCUGGGCAGAACCAGAAGCCUCCCCAUCGCCACCAUCACUAAAGCCAAGGACGUCUUCAACAACAACAACAUCGACGUCAGCCGGAUGAUCAUGAGCAAGCAGGCGGGCUGUCAGAAGGAUUACUGAGACACUGGCAGGAGAGCAAGAGAGAAAGGAAGAGAGGAAGAGUGGGGAAGAGAGAGAGAGAGAGGGGAAAGAGCGAGAAAGAAAGAAGGCCACACUCGCUACUAAGGAGGUCUGCUGGACUGGCUGCAGUCUGAGGGGCAUCGCUGAUUGAACACAGAUUGUUUUCAAUUAUCACUUAACUGUCACUUUCCUUUUUCAUCUGUUUUGUUAAAUUUUUUUACAUGCAGAGAAUUAUAAUUUUCUGGUGAAAGGAGUCAUUUGCCAAGUACCUAUGUAAUAUAUAUCACUAUUUUGUUUUAUUUUUUGUAACAUUUUUACAGCACAAGUAAUUUUAUCACUAAAAUGGAUUCUGAAAUUUGAUUUCAAAAGUUAAUGUAACCAAUUGAAAGCAUGAGAUCCUCCUUGGAGAGAAAAAUAAAGUAGUGUCUUAACAAGAGUCAUGUGAAUUGCACUCAUCUGAAGGUCUUUCUAGAACAGAUUACAUAACAUGUCUUCAGUUAGAAGUCUACUGACAUCAUUUUACAACUAACAGGACACCCACAAGUUAAGUGGGUUAAUUUGGUAGUCAGAGUUAUGCAGAAU
Molecule: messenger RNA, 1151 nt
Organism: Clupea harengus (Atlantic herring)
Lineage: Eukaryota; Metazoa; Chordata; Actinopteri; Clupeiformes; Clupeidae
Gene: apoda.1
Product: apolipoprotein Da, duplicate 1
Biological process (GO): brain development; response to reactive oxygen species; tissue regeneration
Cellular component (GO): cytoplasm
Molecular function (GO): lipid binding
Source: RefSeq, a predicted model, not a curated record